Molecule: messenger RNA, 6291 nt
Organism: Trichomonas vaginalis G3
Lineage: Eukaryota; Parabasalia; Trichomonadida; Trichomonadidae
Product: Rabconnectin-related family
Exons: 1
Coding region: 1-6291 (2096 amino acids)
Biological process (GO): vacuolar acidification
Cellular component (GO): RAVE complex
Molecular function (GO): protein binding
Source: RefSeq, a predicted model, not a curated record
AUGUCAGAUAAUCCAGCUAAGAUCCAGCAGAAGUAUCUGAAUUCAGGUGCAAGUAAUGGAAACUUCAUAAAUUGUAUUGGUAUGACUUAUUAUCAUGGACAACUUGUUAUUGCGUAUGGCUCUUCUCAUUUAGUUGUCAUAGCAUCAACAUCUCUUAACGUCAUAUCAACUCUUGAUGGACAUAGUAAUAAUUCAGUUGUUACAUGCGUCGCCUGGGCUCCGUUUUCCGGAAGAUUAUCUUCAUGUUCAAAUACACGCGAGCUAAUCAUUUGGGAUCCGAUAGAUGGCACUUGGAAACAAACACACAAAAUCCAAUUGUCUUCUCCAGGCGUUUGCAUGUCCUGGUCAAUUACUGAUGUUCAAUUCUGUGUCGCAGCAGAGAAAUUUCAGAUUUAUACAUUGAUGAAAAACAUCGAAACUAAAGAAUACGAACCAACAUUCGAAGAUCCUGUUCCAAUUUCGUUCUGUUCCUUUAGUAGAGAUUCAAGAUUCAUUUUAACAUUACAAAAAUCAUCAAAAGAAGUGUUUAUAUGGCAUAAAACCGCUGGCGAUAGACAUAAAUUACGUAGAAUUCCAUUAAAUCACCCAUCUCAAGUUACAACAAUUCAUUGGCGUACUUCUGAUCAAAUUCACGAAAGAUGCUCUUUCCUUACAUUAGCGGAAGAUAAUGUCGUUAGAAUUUGGACAGAAACAGGCGUAAAUGAACAAUUGUCAUUUAAUGUGGUUGCAGCCAUCCCAAGCCAAUACGGAACGAUAUCCGCAACGUUUAUUACUACAUCUUCAAGAAUGAUCAAGAAUAAUGCUCAAGAUCCGCAGCAUAAAUCGAGUAUCAGUGUCGAUAACUACGCCUUUGGAACAGGCCACUUACCUCUCAAAGAUUUAAACAACCGUGAAGCAGAUAUCGCAUCCAAUCAAGAAUUAAAGCGAAAUGUUAGCUGGUUAUUGACAUGCGACUCAAAAAACAACGAAAACUACAUAAAUCUCUGGGAACUCUCAGGCAUCAGCACGUCAGUACGUAGAACACCAAAACUCAACUGUAUAAAGCGUAUAAAAGUUUCCGGACAAAUUUAUCCGGGAAAUUACACGAAAAUGUUUGCAGUUUGUACGCUCGAAAGCGAAUUCGCACAUCUCAACGAUGAGACAUUCAUUGGCCGUCCACGAUCUAUUUCUUUGAUUUUACAAGAUCAGAAGACAAAUAUGAUUGAGAACGUCGAUGUUUCGUUACCAGACGACAGAGUACAAGUUGUUGGUCGCUCACAAGGCCAUUCCCAUCCGAUCAGCUCGAUUCGUAUCCAUCAAACUAAACCUCUCAUGGUUACAAUGGAUACAGACGGCUUAGCUUUAAUCUGGAAGUACGAUGAUACAGAUGUAUACGAUCCUACUGUUUUAACCAAGUUCGGAAGUAAAAUUGAUUCGAAAAUCAUUGCAGGAGACUGGAAUGGCAUUGACAGACAGUUAUUUGCAUUUAACGGAUCAAAAUUCUACUCAAUCGAUGUUCCUAUCGAUGCUGCUCCUCUUCUUAAAGCGAAAUUAAUCUGGAAUUCGCCCCAAAUCACAGAAGGAGAGAACAACAACCCAAUUAACGAAGUCAUUGACUUUAGAUAUUGCACUACCAUGAAUUCCGGCUCUCUAUUCAUAAUGUUACUCCCUAAUACCCUUUAUAUCCUCCAUUUCGACAACAAAAGUGACACUGUGUCACUUUUGAAGAAAUUUACGAACAAAUAUACAUUUGGUGCUCAAGCGUAUAUAUCCACAUUAUUCCCAUUACCGGGCGCCACCAUAUAUUUCUUUGCCGACCAAAAUAAUGAUGUUUACACGACAAUCAUGGAAUCUACAUCUCCAUUCCAAGUUUCUGUUAAGAAAGUAUGUCACAUUGAUGAACAGAUUGUUGCUCUUGACUUUGCACAUCCUGGUUUCCUGUUUAUCAUCACAAAAAAGCAUAUGUACAUUACAUGGCGACAUUCCUCACAAAAAGUCGAUUUCGAGUUGAUUCAAAAGAUCGAAAUGACCCAUGAACCAUUGACAGCCGCAUGUAUUCCAACAGGUUUGAUAGCUGUUGUCACACGUGAUGAAGUACACACAGGAAAAACAUUUCUCAACUUGUAUCAUUCCAUAAGACAGAGAUCGACAUUUCCUGAUACACAUAGUGACUGGGAAUUCGUUGCAAGUUGUGAAAUGGACUGUAUAAAUGCAAUUGAAUGGAGUCUUGAUGGUAUCUUGAUUGUUGCCAGUGACACAAAGAUAACAGCGUUCACUAAAUUCAUGGAUUCUUUCUUUUAUUCGAUACAAUUGAAGAAAGUCAGAACAAUUCAUCAUAGAUUGGCAAUAAGAGCAAGAUCUCCUUCAGAUUUCCAUCCAAUGACAAUGUUUCCUUUGGCUUCUUCUGGAAGAUUGAAUUUGGUUUAUUCGAUGCUUGAUUUUCUCAAUGAAAACUACAAUCUUCCUGAUAAUUUGGGCAUGUACACGAAGAAUUUGCUCAAAAUGCCUGAAGAAGGUUUCGAUUUCAACAUUUCUGAUGAAAAAAUUUCGAAAUUGGAAGAAGAACUCGUCCAAAAACUUGAAAACGAAAAUCCUUUGGAUUGCGGUGACAAACAAAAAGAACAAUUAAUAAGAUUAGUCAAGAACUUAAUGAACUUGCAAAGACCUGAUAUAAUGGCACUUGAAAAAAGAGCACAAGUUGUUUCAAGAGCUGUUUUACUUGAAGAAAAAACAAUUCUUCCUUUCGACGCAAUCAUCCUCGGUUACCAGACUUAUUGUCAAAUGCAACUCAUGAAAACUCUCGAUUUAACAUCAUGGGAAAAUGUCGAGAAAAGCGGUUGCAUAUUCUGGUGCAAGGAUUUGAAGGAUAUUUUUGAAUUUUUGACUCCUUUGGCGGUUAACGUUUUUGAACAAGCACGUUAUUUGUCAAUUUUAUUGUUAACUCUUGGCAAAAGAUUUAAGAUUUUGCAGAGAUUGUUUUCUAAGGCAGGUGAUGAUACAAGAGCCCAAUUCUUUGUAAGAAACUUUGACUUGCAAAAGAACCAGAAAAGUGCUGAGAAAAAUGCUUAUUCAGCUCUCGGAAAACAUGAUUAUCAUAUUGCUGCUGCUAUGUUUUAUUUGGCCGGCCAAAUAGGAUCAUGUGUUCGUGUUUUACUGAAAAACUUAGGUUCUUAUACAUUGGCAUAUUUAGCAUGCAGAUGUUUAGAUGACAACAACAAAGUUGAUGUCAACAAUAGUGAUUAUAUUUGUGGAGAAAACUUGAAACAAAUAAUUAACGAAGCUUUUAUUCCGAGAUGUUUAGAAAGAGAAGAUUUUGCCGCCAAAGAAUUUUUCGAACACAUAAUUGAUAACUCGAAUCCAAUUGAAUUGGCACCAAGAAUGACACAAGCAGUACCAGGUUACUUCUUCCCAGAAUCAUCCCAUUAUGGUGAUAUGAGAUUUAACCUCUGCGAAUCAUUGAAUACAACAAUUUCAAUGAAAAGUGACUAUUUGAAGUCUGCUUUUUACAUUGGUAAUAUCUUUUUGGCUGUUCAGUAUCUUCCUUACUACGGAGAUACAAUUCUUCCUGUUGAAGCAACUGAGUACCAAGAAGGACCAGAUACAAUGCAAAUGCAAAAAUCUCUGUCAAGAGAUUUCGAAUCUUUGCACGCAAUUUCUGCAAAUUCUUCUAAAACUGACAUAAAAUUCUUAAAGUCAGUUCACUCUUUCUCCCAAAAUUAUUUGCCAAAAAUUCUCCCUAAAAAAGGAAAAAGUGACACUUCUUCAGAUGAAGAUGAUAGCUCAUUUACAAGUGAUAACCUUAAAAUGAAAAGUGGCCAAUUAUCACACAAGAAAUCCUCAAUUUUAGCCACAAAACCAACCAGUAAUUUACAAGGCCAUCACCACAGAAAACACACAAAAUUAGGUCAAGUAAAAGAAGAAGUCAAAGAAGAAAUUAAAGUUGAAGAAGAAGUCAAAAGUGAAGUGAAAGAUGAGGAACCAAAAAGUGACUCAAACAAAGAAGAAGAAAGUGAAUCAUUUAACAACGAUCCAUUUGGAUAUACAGGAGGAGGCUUUGAUGAUUUCGAUGAUGAUUAUUCUGAUUCAUCUGAAGACGAAAAGCCACAAACAGAAACAAAGAAAGAUGACGACAAAAAAGAGUAUUAUUCCGAUGAAUAUUCUUCAGAUUAUUACUACGAUGAGGAAGAAGAAAAGAAAGAGAAUAAGCCACAAGAAACAGCUCUCGAAAGUUCUCUUGUUGACAAUUGGUUUAAUGAAAUCAUUCUUUUCAACAUUUGCAGAUACAGACUUGAAUAUUUCCUCGAAACUAAAUAUGGUAUGGAUUUGAAAGAUGUCCCCAACAUUUUCCAAAUUCUCCCUGAAAUAAAUUCUGUUGGAGAUCAAACGAAAUCGAUGAUCCACCAAUUAUCUGAUUAUUUAUUGAGAUCCUGCAAGAGAAGAUGUUUCAUUUACAGGAGAAUUAUGUUGAUGACAUCAGAUACAGACAAAUUAUUCUAUAUACAUCAUCUUUGCAGAUCAAUUUCUUUGAUUCCUGAUCAAAUGCUUUCUUUCCAUAUUUCUCCGCAACAAAUUUCGCAAUUAGCACAAACUGCUCAUAUAAUUAUUACUUUUGUUAAUGCGAAAAUUGUUGAUAUCAGCAAAACUGAUUCGUCCCAUUUCAUUAUUGCAUCAAUUUGCACUGCUUUGUUCAUGUUCGCUUUCUUCUAUCAAAAGAACAAAAUGAUGAAUUUGUUGUUGAGUUUGGAUUUGACGAACUUAACAAGUUUCCCUGAAGAAUUCGAUGAAGAAUUGAAGAUAGAUAACUGUACUUUGGAAGAAAUCAAAAAUGAACAAUUGGAAGAUACUCAAUCCGGUUCAUUUUUGACUUAUAUUUUAGAAUCAAGUAAUUCUAAAUUAAGUUGCAAAUCACAGUCAAUUGAAGAUGAAGCAGGCUUCAAAAUCUUUGCUCAUUCUUUAUUGGACUUUUUGUUACAUGAUACUUUUGUUUCUCAGGUCCAAAAGUUGCAUGUAAACAGCGAAGAAUUUGAAAAAAUGUAUCAAUUCCUUUGUAAAAUCAAAGACAUUUACAUGCAGUUGUUCCAAUACGCGAUUCUUUCUUCAACUGUUAUUAGAUGGUUGACUAAUUUGGAUGAGAUUGAUUAUGGAAACGACGAAGUUAAUUCAUUGUAUAGUUUCUUGUUAAACAAUGACAAGAAAUCGGUCAUUUCUAGUUUCUGCAAGAAUUUGGUCAAUAAAUUCUCGAAUUCCUCAAUUUUGCCUAAAGAAAGAUUAGUCAUGAUGAAUAUCAACGUCAAAGACAAAAUCUCUGAGAAAUUCAAGUCCGAAGUUUUCUCAAUCGCUUCUAAUAAGUCAGGAAACAAAAUCAUGAUUGCAACACAACAAGGAUUAGUCGAUAAAGACGUAAAACAUGGAAUAAGAAACAUAAUGUCAAGAAAUAAAAUUAUUUCAUUGACAGGAGACAUGAAGAUGACAAGAUUCGAACUUCCUUCUGAUAAACAUAAUCCGUUGAUUACUGAUGAUGAUUUCUCUAGAUUUAAAGAAAGAAAAGAACCACAAAAUCCAAGAAUAAUCAUCAGUCAUCCAAGAGAAGAUUUCGCAAUAAUUGCAGAUAAAAAUGGAGAAAUUUAUUCGAGAAAUUAUCAUGAUCCUUCUAAACUAACAUUUUUCGAACCGAAAUGUGAUGGACAGAUCAAUUCAUUGUCCAUUUCAAACGAUGGAACUAUGUUUGGAGCAGGAUAUGACUCAACCGCGAGAAUUUAUUCAUUUUACUCUAAUGAACAAGGUCGAAAUUUAUUUGCUGAUUAUGAUACAUGGUCAGACAAAAUCACAUGCAUGAGUUUUGUCAAAGGAAGUGGUUUGUUUGCAUGUGGUCAAAUCCCUAAUGAACAGUGCAAAGGCAAUGUUACGUUCUGGGAUUGUUUGUUACCAAAUUCAUCAGCGAUGAUAGCAAGUGUCAAAUUCUCUAAAGGAGAAGAUCCGAUUUGCAUGGAUUAUUCAUACUUGGAGAAUCAUUUGAUUGUUGGCACUUCUAAAGGAACUAUCAUGGCAAUCGAUACUCGCAUGUUCGAAGUUGUUCACACAUACAAAGCACACUCUAAAGGUGUCUACGCACUUAAGAUUGAUAAGAACGAAGCAUAUUUUGCAUCAGGUGGCAUCGGCGGCAAAGUUAAGAUUUGGAAUUUACACUCUGCUGCUAUGGUCAAACAGAUUGAAGUUCCUGGCUUCAGAAACAUUAAGAACAUUGAUAUCAACUACGACCACAUUUAUGUUGCAUACAACGAAGGCUAUGCACAAAUCAACUUAGGUCAAUAA